Messenger RNA from Dermochelys coriacea (leatherback sea turtle), 3438 nucleotides. Its product is annotated as gametocyte-specific factor 1-like. Lineage: Eukaryota; Metazoa; Chordata; Testudines; Dermochelyidae. The transcript has 9 exons. Bases 306 to 815 code for a protein of 169 amino acids. The record is from RefSeq and is a predicted model, not a curated record.
CCCUCCCGCUCUGCGCCGCCCCUUGCACGGGGCGGGCUGACUUGAGCAGCCUCGCUGUGGUGCCCAAGGGGGGGCUAGAGCCUCGCUCUGGUCUCACGCCGCGGUGGGGGGAGCCUCGCAGAGCCCGCUGCGGAGCCGCCUUCGCGCUAAGACCACGCGCCGGUUGGGCGCAAAGUCUGCUGGGAACAAAGUUCCUCAUACAGAUCAUGAGCCGCAAGGGUUGAUAUUUUGAGAAGGAGAGUGACACUCAGAGACUGGCUCAAAGGGUCCUCCAACAAACCUUCAGUUCUUUCAGCAUCAGUAAAAUGGAUUUAGAAGGCAACUAUGUUGAUGCUUUGGAUCCAGAGAAGUUAAUACAAUGUCCCUAUGAUAACUAUCAUCAAAUCAGGGCCUGUCGGUUUCCCUAUCAUCUUAUAAAGUGCAGGAAGAACCACCCUGAAAUUGCAAAGCAGCUAGCCACAUGCCCCUUUAAUGCCCGCCAUCAGGUUCCUAGAGCUGAGAUCAGCCAUCAUAUAUCAAGCUGUGAUGACAAAAGCUGCAUUGAGGAAGACAUUGUGAGUCAGUCGAAUAAUUGCCAGGGAGAGAAGACGAACAUUGUCAGCAUGUGGCAGCCGCCCCCAUGUGACGAAGAUUGGGCUAAAGAUCUACAGGAGCAAUCAAAUUCUACUUUCGUUUGGGGCACAUUCAGUAGUGGCGUAAACAACAGCUCUGGGUCCAGCGUAGUAAUGGAACAAAAGAGUAACCUAAUGUCAGGCAUGAGAGCACCCAAGUCCUUGCCAUAUAGCCUAUCCUGGAAAAGCAGAGCUGGUAACUGAAGACCAGAGAAGAGGCUGCUAUUGAGUGCUCAUCAUCCGUUUCCUUUAGAAAUGUGAGGUGCUGGUUAGGAGACUCACACUUAUAAAUUCCCUCUGUGUUGGCUAAGCACUCGCAGCCCUAACCUUCCUGCAGAACUGUCCUUCACAUAUCGGCUGCUGUCCCGAAAUUAUCCCGACCAAGGUAAUUAGACAGAAUGCUGUUAACCCUUGAUAUCAGAAAUUAAACCCUCAAAAACUAACUCCACACACGCUGAUGCCAAGGAGCUAGCAGAGUUCAAACUGUCUGGAUCAGCAUGCUCUACAAGUUACCUCCUGUUGGGUGUUUGUGUAAAUCAUUGCUCAAGCCCUGCAUGUCUUUGGAUUUAAAUGUGUUGCAGCUGUUUACCACUGCGUGGUGCUGAUGAUACGUCUCUCUCAUAGGGAUUGCUGUGCCAGGUCAGACCAUUGGUCCAUGUGAGCCCACACUGGGGGUAAGCUCUCAGUGGUACAUCUCUCCCUGAUGGGAAGUUAGGCAUCUGAAUGUUUGGUUCCCUCUAAGUUUCCCUCCAGAGACCUUGAAUGUGUGCUAGUCCUUGUGUGUCCCAGGGUCAGAUCAGCUGCAGCUCUAAGGCCUGCCUGUUAUGCCCACCCACCUAGAUGUGAAAAAGGAGCUGCCAUUCAGACUGUAGAUGGUGUAUGGGGGAGUCAAAGCAAAAAGCCUUUAAAACAAAAUAUUCUCAUUGCUGUUUUGAUUAGGCCUAAAAGUUCAUUUGUAAGGGAGCUGGGAUGGGGGAUUCUGCUGAAAAGUGGCUGCCUUAUCAAUAAAACAGUUGCACUGUGCCCUCCCACCAUGGCAGCCCUAACAUCACACUUCACAUAUGUGAUGCCCAGUGCAUGCUGCUGCUUGAGCACCUCUGGCCUGGUGCCCCUCUCUAGUCUUGCUCAGACUCUCUUGGGCUGUGGGGGCUUGCAAAUGAUUUUUGUACUCCGUCAUAGGGAGUGCCAUUUAGUUCUGAGCAGGGGCAUAUGUGGGUGUCCUUGUGCUUCAUGGAGAAGGUGAGGGAAUGUUAAUUGUUGUAAGGACAGGGCUGGGGUGGCAGGAACAUUACGCAUGCUGGAACAUCCCCCAGUCUAACACUUGGUGUCACGUGAUCUGGAUAACAUUAAAGCGUAUCCAUAUCUGGAGAAUAUCCAGCCAGAAGCUCUGUCCCAUCUGUGUCUCUCCAGCAGAGCAAAGAGAACAGAGGGCAGCCAGGAAUUUCCCUGACAUCAAGCUGGCAUAACGAGUUUCAUGCUACCUGCUCCCUUCUCUUGGGGCAGAGAAGUGCUGGAGUGGGUCUCCCUAAAGCAUCAUACUCUCCAGCCAUUCUUGGCCCAAAGAGCAGUCUCGGGAGAACUGUGGUAGUCAGCAUAGUUUCAAGUAGUCCUUAGCCUGCAUUAAUUACACUAGAAGAUGUUUCUGUCCCCGGCUGGCUCCAGCAUCGGCAUGUCAGCCAGACAUAGGAUGUGGCCCAUCACAUUCUAGUCAAACCUGUCUUGUCCUGUUCCCCUCCACCGCGCAAAAGAGAAGAUUUGAUCUUCUGAGUAAAGAGCAAAGGCCCCUCCUCGCUCUUAGCCUAGCAUCACUGCUUGAUCCUGCACAGGAAGAAUAAUCCUACGCUUGACAUCCGCUUGUCACCAUGGAAACAACUAUGGGGCUGGCCCUUUGAGGGAGUGAAGUGUGUUUGGUCAGAAGGCAAGUGUAGCAAAAUCCCCUUUUGCCACCCUGCCAUUCUGACAAGAAAUAAAUAUGUGCUCUGGUUAGUGAACUCUUCAUAUACCCAUUGUUGCAUCCACGAGAUACUCUCUUGGGAGGGAUUUCAGUGUUCCACUCUUGGCAUUGUGGUUUAAUAGGUCCCAAUUGCAAACCCGAUGAGAGAAAUGUCUUAACUUGUGAUAACAGGUAAGUAGCAGCUUCCCCUCCAUUGGCAUUACUUGUUGCGUAGUUUUUUAAGUCUUUGCAACUUGAACAUAUUUCUCUUGAAGGCAGAGUUUAGUAGUCAACUUCUUAGCAGCAAAGCAAACUAUACAUCUUUAAUUUGGCCAUUAAAACUAGUCUGUGAAAAUCCCAGUGCAUGCAGAAUAACUCUCCCUAACAAUAUUGGCAGCAUGUCACUAACCUCCACACUCCAGAUUGGCACAUUCUGUAACGCCUCCAUAGAAUGCAUUCUGCGUGUCCUGUUAGGUCAGCAUGUUCGCCUCCAGAGGACAGAUGUCAUGGGACUUCUUUUAGGCAAGCUAUUCUGAUACAUUGCCUCAAAGAUUUGUGGAGGCAGAAAGGUGCACAGACCUCAGACACUGAGCAUGCCCAUCAGCACCAGGGCAGGAAUUGAAACAGUGUUGCCUGGAGCUACCUCUGGGAUUUCCCAAAGGGCUUGGUGUUGGCCUUCAAGCUUGUCUACAGUGGGAAAGUUAUUGAAAUAGCUGUUCCGGAGUAACUCCCUGUGUGGACAUUUACUGCUGAAUAAGAGUAUCCUUUUCUAAUUUAGUUUAAAACUUAAUCCACCUCCAAAGUGAGAAAAAGGCACUCGUAUUCUAGAAUAGUAUGUCUACAUGGGGCCUGAGACAGAUGUCGCUAUUCUGGGAGACUUCCAUGUGUAGAGAC